This is a messenger RNA of Suillus subalutaceus, 306 nucleotides long. RefSeq lists its product as uncharacterized. Gene Ontology annotation, molecular function: nucleic acid binding; ATP binding. The transcript has 2 exons. NCBI's taxonomy places the organism in Eukaryota, Fungi, Basidiomycota, Agaricomycetes, Boletales, Suillaceae. The record is from RefSeq and is a predicted model, not a curated record. The coding region runs from base 1 to 306 and encodes 101 amino acids.
AUGUCGUUGUCCAUACAGUUCCAGCAAGUACUCAAAGCCUUCACAAACCUUGAUUUCAUCUUGAAAGAGUCCAAACAUGUGAUUCUCCGAGCAGCAACAGGCUCUGGAAAGACACUCUGCAUGAUUUUACCAUUGCUUCUCUCCUCCAAGAUGAUGGCUAUCAUGGUUACACCUCUAAAAUCACUUCAAAAAGAUCAUGUCAAGGAGUUUGAGGAGUAUGGGAUUUGUUCGAUCACAAUUUGUUUUGUCAACCGCAUCGGUUUUUUCUUCAUUGAUGAAGCACACUUCAUUUCCACUGCUGGAUAA